UCUUAAUGAUAACAAUAUUUUGUCAACCACAAAAAAACGUGACAGCAAGUUGCCAACAAGUCACACCCUUUCCUCCCGACAAUCAUACGACGUCGUAUAACCCUAAACGCCACCGCUUCAUCGACUUAACUAGGUCAUCUUCUUUACUUCAUACCCACUAUAAAUCAUGUCUUUGCUCCCCAAUUUCUCUUUCGCCCUUUCUUCCUCAUUCUCUCCCCUACUUUUAUUUUUCUCCCUUCUUUCUAAGGCGUUUCAACAAAAGGAAAAAGAAAAUGAAUAGGUGGGAAAUUCAACAAAAUUCCAUGGUGGUAGGUUGUUGUGAAGAGAUGAGGGGCCCUGUUGCAGUUUCGUUAUCGGAUCGUAAAGGUUCGGGUUCGGGUUCGGUCAUUGUUUGCCCUAAACCUAAACGAGUCGGGUUUUUAGCUAGUAAUCUUACCAUGUCCUUAAGAUGGCAACGAAGCCAAAAAGCAGAAGUAUAUGAUUCAAAAGCUCGAGCAGAGCUUCUAGACAUGAUUCUUAGAAAGCAGGAAGGUCAUGGUGAUGGAAAACACAUAGCAAAAGAGAUUGCAUCAUCACCCCCAUUUUUUUGUGGAUCACCACCAAGUAGAGUAUCUAAUCCAAUAGUUCAGGACGCCCAAUUUGGGGAUGAAAAUUUAUCUCCAUUAUCGACUUUACAACUCGCAUCGUCUCCUUCGACUACUGCAUCGCCUUCACCCUCACCAUCGGCUAUGAAAUCCGGUGGUGUUAGGAUGAAGUUUGGUCUCAAGUCGCCCACAGUUAGAGUAGAAGGUUUUGAUUGCCUUAGCAGGGAUCGCCAGAAUUCGAGCAUCACUGCUACGGCUUAGAAAGAACACAAGAACAAAUUCAUUUGGGUAACUGUAUAUAUACAAAAUCUGAAUCGAAGCGGCCAUUGCUCAAUCAAUUGCAGCAACAAAGUCGGGUUUUAAGAAAUUUUCGGGUUUUCUAUGGAGGAAAUAUAAUUUUUUUUGGUUUGUAGAAAAUUUGGUGAAGAGAAAUUUGUAUUUGGCAUUGUGUAUAUAGGAUGUGGUUGUUGUAGUAAAUCACAAAGAGAGGCAAAAAAGACCUUAUUAGAGGUAUUGGGUCUCUGUUCUUUUUGUACUAUAAAUGAGAGGAUUGUAAGAGGAAUUUGUAUAGAGAUGUCUGACAUUGUAACUUAUGUUGUAUAUAUAUGCUCAUUUGCUACCUUAUUAUAUGUAGUAAAAUCAUUGCUCUUUCUCUUGCUUUAAGAUGAGCAAUCUUUCAAUUCAUAUACAAAUCUUUUGUUCUCU
Messenger RNA from Amaranthus tricolor (Joseph's coat), 1289 nucleotides. RefSeq lists its product as uncharacterized. Lineage: Eukaryota; Viridiplantae; Streptophyta; Magnoliopsida; Caryophyllales; Amaranthaceae. The coding region runs from base 6 to 845 and encodes 279 amino acids. The record is from RefSeq and is a predicted model, not a curated record. The transcript has 4 exons.